GUAGACCAGGUUGGCCUCAAACUCAGAGAUCCGCCUGCCUCUGCCUCCCGAGUGCUGGGAUUAAAGGUGUGCACAAGCAUAUCUAUAAUGGUAAGAGCACAAUGUAAUGGAGUCAGUUCUCAUUUUUUACCUUGUCGGUCCCUGGGAUCAAACUCAGAUCAUCAGGCUUGGUGUCAAGUACAUUUACUUACUGAGCCAUCUUGCUGGCCCUAAGACACUCUGAAAGGAAGGGGCUUGUUGAGCUAAGAAAUUCCCUUUCCCAAAAAACAAAGAUGGAGUCUGGAGAGAUGGCUCAGUGGAUAAGAGCACUCUUCAGAAGACCCGAAACGAAUUCCCAGCACCCAAGGUGGGUGGCUCACAACUAUUUGUAACUCCAGUUCCAGGAGACCUGUGUCCUCUCCUGGAUUCUGGGCAGCUGCACUCUUGUGCACACAUGCACUCGCACAAACACACCAACGUGCAUGUGCAUGGUUUAAAAAUCUUUAAAAAAAGGCAGGGGUGGGGAUUGGAGCUAUGACUCAAUGGUUAAGAGCACUUGUUGCUCUUGUAGAGAACCUGGGCUCAGUUCCCAGCACUCACCAGUUGGCUCACAACCAUCCAUAAUUCCAGUUCCAGGGGAUCCAACUCCCUCCUCUAACUUCCGCUGACCCCAGAAAGAUGCUACACAAGCAUACGGGCAAAUCAUGUACGUAAAAAAACAUAUAAAAUACAAAAAAAAAAAAUGAUGAAGGUAGCUGGUACUGUUUUAACCCGUUCACCCACGUGUGGUCUUGCCUCUGCAUGUUAGGCAAAGGAGGAGAGUUGUGUCCAGUGCUGGUAAUCCCCACAACAGAGAAGGGGCAAGCCAAGGAGCCAAGAGUAUGGGGACAGCUGAAACUACCUUCUACCUAGUUUCCAUUCAGGGUAUGAUAGAGAAUGGAGGACUGGACCUGAGGAGACUUAGCUCCCCAGAGAAGUGAUGAGGAUAUGAGGUACUGCCUUCUGAAAUCCAUCCUAAGUAGCCUUUCCCAGAAGAGAACUUUAGGCUGCUGCCUCUGGACCAGACAAAGGAGCUCUGAUAGGAAUCAUUACCACAGGAGACCCAAAAGCCAGGGAGUCAGCCCUAGCCCCGCCCACUGUUCGUGGGUGCCAUACCCCAUCCAGCACAGACCACCCGGCAAAAGGGAUUGGCUGAAGAGCUGAAGAGAGGCAGGCGUCUUCACUUCCAGGGCCAAGGGUUAUAAAGGGGUUCAGGCAAGUGCGAAAGAUGCUCUGGAGAAGUGCCGCUGACUCCCCGAACAUAAGACAUGACCCAGGCAGUUAAGCUCGCCUCCAGGGUGCUCCAUGGAGUCCACCGGCCUCCACAGCUGGAUGCCGCCUCCUCCUCGCUGACCUCCAGAGGCUCUGACUCAGUUCUCCGGAGUUUGUCUGACAUCCCUGGGCCCUCUAUGCCUAGCUUCCUGGCAGAACUUUUCUGCAAAAGUGGGCUGUCCAGGCUACAUGAACUGCAGGUGCAGGGAGCUGCGCGCUACGGGCCAAUAUGGUCAGGCAGCUUCGGCGCACUUCGCACAGUGUAUGUGGCCUCCCCUGCGCUCGUGGAGCAGCUGCUGCGGCAAGAGAGUCCCUGUCCAGAGCGCUGCAGCUUCUCAUCUUGGGCAGAGCACCGCCGCCGCUACCAGCGGGCUCCAGGAUUGCUAACAGCGGAUGGGGAAGAGUGGCAGAGACUCCGAAGCCUUCUGGCCCCGCUACUCCUCCGGCCUCAAGCAGCCGCUGGCUACGCUGCAACUCUGGACAACGUGGUCCGUGACCUUGUGCGACGACUCAGGCGCCAGCGGGGACGUGGCUCUGGGCUGCCCACCCUCGUUCAGGACGUGGCGGGAGAGUUUUACAAAUUUGGCUUAGAAGGCAUAGGCGCGGUGCUGCUGGGUUCGCGUCUCGGCUGCUUGGAGGCCGAAGUACCUGCGGACACCGAGACCUUCAUCCACGCGGUGGGCUCGGUGUUUGUGUCCACACUCUUGACCAUGGCAAUGCCCAACUGGAUGCACCGCCUUGUACCCGGACCCUGGGCCCGCCUCUGCCGAGACUGGAACCAGAUGUUUGCCUUUGCCCAGAAGCACGUGGAGCAGCGAGAAAGCGAAGCAGACGUGAGGAAACAGGGGAAGACUGAGGAGGACGUGCCGUCUGGGCAUCACUUAACCCACUUCCUGUUUCGGGAGAAGUUGUCUGUCCAGUCCAUUGUGGGGAACGUGACAGAGCUACUGCUGGCCGGAGUGGACACGGUAUCCAAUACGCUCUCCUGGGCGCUCUAUGAGCUCUCCCGGCACCCCGAUGUCCAGUCUGCGCUUCACUCUGAGAUCACAGCUGCUGUGGACCCUGGCUCCCCUGCCCACCCCCAAGCCGCUGUUUUGUCCCAGCUUCGCCUGUUGAAGGCUGUGAUCAAGGAGGUGUUAAGAUUGUACCCUGUGGUGCCUGGGAAUUCCCGUGUACCAGACAGAGACAUCCGAGUAGGUGACUAUAUUAUCCCCCAAAAUACGCUGGUCUCACUCUGUCACUACGCCACUUCAAGGGACCCUGCGCAGUUCCCAGAGCCGAAUUCUUUCAAUCCAGCUCGCUGGCUAGGGAGAGGCCCAGCCCCCCACCCCUUUGCAUCCCUUCCUUUUGGCUUUGGCAAACGCAGCUGCAUCGGGCGCCGCCUGGCUGAGCUGGAGCUACAAAUGGCCUUGGCCCAGAUCUUGAUACAUUUUGAGGUGCUGCCUGAGCCAGGUGCUCUCCCAAUCAGACCCAUGACCCGAACUGUCCUGGUACCCGAGAACAUCAACCUACAGUUCGUAGACAGAUAGUCCUACAGAAGGAAGCUGCUGUCAUCCGCCCUCUCCUAUGGGGACAUUAUUAGGCACAAGGGGCACACUUCCCCUUGAGGUCUGUCUGUCUGAACAAACUUCAGGAAGUAGGACCUGACCUAUGUGUGAAGCAUGUACUUGGCUUGACUCAGCGGGUCCUCACAGCACCGUGAUCCUUUCUCCCGCUCAGUACUUCUCCUGGUCAUUCCUCAAGGCCCAAAGCCAUCAGAUCUUAACACAUCCUUAAAGGGCCUAAUCAGAUGUUAACUAAUAACCCUGGGGGCCUCGGGAGGGAUUCAGCCACCGGUCCUCCUGUGCUUACAGUGUUCACAGAUGCCCUGUCUAAGCAUUAACCUUAGCAUGAGUUCUGUGAUCGUGCAUCUGGUGUGCGCCUGGUCGGGUCUCUUUCUAAGCGUGUGAGCUCUAUGAGAAGAGUGGUGAAGCCUUCUCCGUCUGUUGGGAUUUUCUCUUUCCUUUCCUUUUUUUU
This is a messenger RNA of Peromyscus californicus insignis, 3306 nucleotides long. RefSeq names its product 25-hydroxyvitamin D-1 alpha hydroxylase, mitochondrial. Gene Ontology annotation, biological process: cholesterol metabolic process; glucocorticoid biosynthetic process; cellular response to peptide hormone stimulus. The transcript is spliced from 9 exons. Gene Ontology annotation, molecular function: heme binding; monooxygenase activity; iron ion binding. Lineage: Eukaryota; Metazoa; Chordata; Mammalia; Rodentia; Cricetidae. Bases 1287 to 2819 code for a protein of 510 amino acids. Gene Ontology annotation, cellular component: mitochondrial inner membrane. The record is from RefSeq and is a predicted model, not a curated record.